Molecule: messenger RNA, 2439 nt
Organism: Ceutorhynchus assimilis (cabbage seed weevil)
Lineage: Eukaryota; Metazoa; Arthropoda; Insecta; Coleoptera; Curculionidae
Source: the annotation of a GenBank genome assembly
CGGAUUUUCACUCAUUCUACUUUGCCAUUCAACUAUCGACAAGAAUCUGAUAUAAAUUAACAACAAGGACUCUUUUCCAAUUAACUUCGCCCCCUUUUCGAAAACGAAAAAAUGUCUUCGGGCAUGGCGUCCCGCUUGAAGCAUCCGAAAAAACACGAUUUGGUGAAAUCGCACAGUCAGGCCCAGCUGUUGGCAAGUAGAUUGAGACAAGAAGGGGUUAUGGUUACAGUGGAUUCUGUACUGCAAGCUGUCGACCAAGUGGCUACUCUUCUGGCCUCGAAUCAAACACAAGUCAAUUAUAACGAAACCAUAACUAACUUGUGUCAACAUCUAAAGGUUUAUGGAGCGUAUUUGGAAAUCCUCUACAAAGAACAACUCGACCAUGCCUUUAAAGUGUUCCGGGACAAAGCCCAAGACAACGUCCAAGUCGACAUCAAAUCACGACUGCAUCUACUCGAACUAAUCGAACUGCGCGCCAAAGGCUGGAAAGGAACCGACGGCAUGAGCUCAUACUACAAAAAGAAAAUGAACCAGUGCUCUCAACAAAUGGAUUUAAUGAUCACUAGUGAUUCAAUUUCGAAUUUAAGCGACUCAAUUUCCUCAGUUUUAACAAUGAAUUCUCAAACUCUGGCUCCAGGCGAGGUCCUGAAACCCUCUGGCAAGUUUAUGAAACCCACCCGGAUACCCGGCAAAAAAUAUUGCAAAGACGAAGUGGUAAUUCGAAAUGCUGAUUCCGGUAAAGUUAUGGGAAUCAAAGGAAGGCGCGUUCAUAUGAUAGAAGAAUUGAGCGAAACUAUCAUAUCGUUCCAGAGAGUUAGUCCAGGCGCCAAGGAACGAUUAGUCCAAAUCACCGGUGCGAACGAGGAGAGUAUCAAUCACGCCAAACAACUAAUCGAAGACACGAUCCGACGUAACGCUUCGCCAGUACGCGAAGGGGGUUCUGCUAUUGGUGGACCCUUGACAGGCUCGAGCUCAAGCAUUAACUCAUCGGUGUCAGACGAAAGCCCGGUGCCGUUGCGCAUGCGCGACUCUCGAGCUUUGAAGCACAGCAUGAGCACACCGGACGCCAAUCUGAACGAGUACACAUACACCGUCAACAUAAACGGGCACAACGUCAAAAUUAUCGGAGAUAAUUUGGAUUUAGUUCGAACCAGUAAGUUGGUACUUGACGAGUACUUUUCGGGCGAGCCAAUGCACGACAUGGCUCAGUUUUACAGUUUUGACAGUUUACCUCAGCCCAUUUCGCAAAAUGACAUUGAGGCAGCUCAUUCGCCUACUGUCAGCUCGUCGCCGGUGCUCAAUGGACAGCCAGCGCCUUCUGAAAGUCCCAAACUCGAAACAGAUAAGGGAGCGGCGAAACUGCGCAAGCCUCGUAUUAGCGCCGAGGACCUGUGCAAACCGCUAAAUUCGCCGAAAACGCCCACUACUGCGACUGCGUCCCAUUUUGACUUCAAAGCGAACAGUCCAGCGAAAAUUUUGAAUUAUUCAAUCGAAGUUUUGGCUCAGCUGGCAAUGUCGCCGCUUUGCCUGACUGAACCUGAGGAGUGGAUGCAAAUUUUGCAAGAAUAUCCGAUGCUUGUUAGAAAGACUGUUCAAGGAUUUGAUGCCAAACAAUAUUUGUCGAUUCGUACCGAAGAGCCGAGUGGCCUUAUUAACGCCGAAGACAUUUCAGACGAUUAACGAACGAAUUUAUUUUUUUUUUCUUCAUUUUUGACUCAUUUAUUAAUACAAUAAAGAAACUAUAUGUAUGUAAGAUACCAAAAAAAAAUAAUAUAAGAAAAAAUAUUAUUUUGAUCUCUAAAAAAGUAGAUCCGAAUCUUGUUUAGUUCACUAUUGACUACGUUUAUUUGACGUGUUGUAUCUGGAUACAAAGUUAUUAGUAGGGUUGAAUAAUCCUGAAAUAAACACCCAGGAUCGGAAUACUUAAUCCAAUCCUCCAAAUUUAUAGGAUUGGACUGAAAAUGGCUUAAGAAAGGAUUAGCACUAAUCUUAAUCCAUUUACUAGUUGUGAAAUAAAAGAAUGAUUAAUAAUCUUUAAUCCACUUAGUAUCCGGAUAAAAACGUAGUCAAUUAUUGUUUAUCACAGUGAUAUAAUUAACACUAUUAUUAUUAUUAUUUAGUUAUUAAUGACUGACAUAAAAAAAAAGUAACCAUAAUUUAGUUAUUUAUUUGUUUAGAACAAAAAAUAUUUUUUUAUUAUUACUGCAGAUACUACAUUAGAUCUGACAACUAAUUAUUAACUAUAUACAUAUAUAGGUAUAUAAUGUUUCUCUAGUUACACAAACUUUGAAAGUCGUUUUUUUUUUUUAAGUUUUUCUAUUUUGUGUAUAGGGAUUUUUUUUUUGUUUUUUUUUUUUAGAUGUUUUUGAUGUCGGCCACGUUGCCGUCCGUUUCUAUUUUGUCAAAAUGGCGUUGUACAAAAGAGCAAUAAAGUUUUUC